Molecule: messenger RNA, 1498 nt
Organism: Eucalyptus grandis
Lineage: Eukaryota; Viridiplantae; Streptophyta; Magnoliopsida; Myrtales; Myrtaceae
Product: protein FD-like
Exons: 3
Coding region: 100-975 (291 amino acids)
Biological process (GO): positive regulation of DNA-templated transcription
Cellular component (GO): nucleus
Molecular function (GO): DNA-binding transcription factor activity
Source: RefSeq, a predicted model, not a curated record
UGCUUUUGAAAGAAAGACCCCCAUUUUCUCCGUCUCCCCUGCAUAUCUCUCUCUCUCUCUCUCUCUCUCUCUGUCUCGACAGCCUAAAACAUUGCCAAAAUGGGGUCGACUCCCGGUUGUCCUGAUGAAGAACACAGCAACAGCAACAGCAACAAGGACAAGAGAUCACCUCGCUCCUCCUCACUGAAAUCAAGCUCCUCCUCCUCCUCCUCCUCCUCCUCCUCCACACGCUCAUCUUCUUCUUCGCUACUGCUCUCACCAUCAUCUCCACCUUCCACCGAUCCUCCAUCGUCUUCCUUAAGAUCCAUGGACGACCUCUGGCAGGACAUCAACUUGUCCUCCCUCCAAACCCCGCCCGCCGCCACCGCUUCCUCCGCCGUCCAUGGCGACGUGAUCCUCCAGGACUUCUUGGGUGGUGGUGGUGGCGGUGGCGGUGGCGGUGGUGGUGGUGGUGGGGGUGGACCCUUCAGCGAGGACCCAACACCGAGUUCAAGAAAAAGGGCGUGUGACCCGGGCCCUUCACCGCCCAGCUCGGGAUUGACCUCCGGGCCGGGUCUUCGGAGCCGGGAAAAAGGGGCUCGGGUCAGGCGGGCUUCUCAGGCCAGCGGUCGUCAUGCCGCCGGGGAAGUAUCUCGAGCGUGUGACGUCUGUACCAUGAAGCCGCCGCCCAACGUGCAUGGCACGCCCCCUGUGGCGGCAGCAUUCCCUCCGCCGUUAAAGAGGAAGAGCUCGACGGUGAACAGCGGCGACUCAAGCGACCCGCGAUUCCUGCGGUUGAUGAAGAACCGCGAGUCGGCGGAACGCUCCAGAGCCAGAAAACAGGCUUACGUGAUGGAGUUGGAGAAUGAAGUUGGGCGUUUGUAUGAAGAGAAUGACAGACUCAGAAGAGAACAAAAACAGUUCUUCGUAGCAGCAGCGGCUGCUCAGCUUCCAAAAAAGCGCUCUCUCCGAAGAACGUUCACAUCCCCAUUUUAAGAAGCGCAAGCAAGGAGGAAGAAGCCCUAACCAUGCGGCCGACAAAAAAAAGAGAACAAGGGAAAUCCAACACGAGGGCCUGCUGGUUCUGAUAAAUCCUGAGGCACGGGGAGAGAGAGAGAGAGAGAGAGAUGCUUUCUUGUUUUCUGUUGUUUUGAAUAUGAAAAAAAGAAGAGAGUGCAUAUACCUCGUACGGGGCGUUGCCUUUUCUCCAUAAAGAAAGGAGAUAAGGCGAUGGUGGUGGGACGAAGAUAAAGAUGGAUGCUUGGAGGAGAGGAGGGACCAUCUUUGCUUGGCUAUAUAAACGAGUGCUGUACAGGGAUGAUAAACAACCGUAUCACUUCUCAUUUUCCUUAUUUUCCUGCCUUUGCCUUUAUUUACAAGGGCACCAAAAAAAAGAUAGUACUAUUAGCAGCAUCACUGUGCUUUCUCCCUCACCAGAAAAAUGAAAAUAAAAAGAAUAAAUGGAAGAUAAACUCUCUUUCAUAGUGUUCCUUAAAAUCAUAUGCUCUUUCUUGUUCAU